UUUAAAAGGAGCAACCAAACAUCUGGCAAAUAUAGUAAAAGGGGUAUUCUGGUAGGAUGUAUGCCUACCAUUAGUUCUGAAUACUGGUGAGGUUUUGAGGGCAAAAUGGCUGUGAUGAUUGGAAUCGCUUUCAGAGUUUCUUGGCUUUGUUGCCUGCUAAUUGGAGGGAUAAUGUCUUCUACAUCAGAAGUUUAUAUUUUGUACCUAGGUGAUUGGUCUCCUGCACUGGAUUCUAAUGCAGCAUGGCUCUAUGCAGGAUCACUUCGGUCUCUAGGAUAUGGCAAUUAUAAGUCUCCAAAAUCUCAAAUGCAAGCGCAACAGAAACAUCCGGCCGCCAUCGGGUGGAAGGAACUGGCCCCCAUGUCCCAGCAACCUCAGCAAGUGUGGAAUCCAGUUCAAAUGCCCCUGCAUCAGAAGCAACCAGCCGCAGAAGCUCAGCCGCAGAGGCAACCGACAACUGUGCCCCAGCAAGUGUGGCAUCAAGCUCACAUGCUGACGCAUAAGCAACCGACCGCCAUGCCCCAGCAAGUGUGGCAUCCAGUUCAAAUGCCCGUGCAGCAGAAGCAACCGACCGCCGUGCCCCAGCAAGUGUGGCAUCAAGCUCACAUGCUGACGCAUAAGCAACCGACCGCCAUGCCCCAGCAAGUGUGGCAUCAAGCUCAAAUGACCCUGCAGCAGAAGCAACCGACUGCUGUGCCCCAGCAAGUGUGGUAUCCUCCUCAAAUGCCCCUGCAGCAGAAGCAACCGACAACUGUGCCCCAGCAAGUGUGGCAUCAAGCUCACAUGCUGACGCAUAAGCAACCGACCGCCAUGCCCCAGCAAGUGUGGCAUCAAGCUCAAAUGACCCUGCAGCAGAAGCAACCGACUGCUGUGCCCCAGCAAGUGUGGUAUCCUCCUCAAAUGCCCCUGCAGCAGAAGCAACCGACCGCCGUGCCCCAGCAAGUGUGGCAUCCAGUUCAAAUGCCCCUGCAGCAGAAGCAACCGACCGCCGUGCCCCAGCAAGUGUGGCAUCCAGUUCAAAUGCCCCUGCAGCAGAAGCAACCGACCGCCGUGCCCCAGCAAGUGUGGCUUCAAGCUCAAAUGCCCCUGCAGCAGAAGCAACCGACCGCCGUGCCCCAGCAAGUGUGGCAUCCAGCUCAAAUGCUGCAAAAGCAACCGACCGCUGUGCCCCUGCAAGUGUGGUAUCCUCCUCAAAUGCCCCUGCAGCAGAAGCAACCGACCGCCGUGCCCCAGCAAGUGUGGCAUCCAGUUCAAAUGCCCCUGCAGCAGAAGCAACCGACCGCCGUGCCCCAGCAAGUGUGGCUUCAAGCUCAAAUGCCCCUGCAGCAGAAGCAACCGACCGCCGUGCCCCAGCAAGUGUGGCAUCCAGCUCAAACGCCCCAGAAGCAACCGACCGCCGUGCCCCAGCAAGUGUGGCAUCCUUCUCAAAUGCCCCUGCAACCGACCGCUGUGCCCCAGCAAGUGUGGCAUCCAAAUCAAAUGCUGCAAAAGCAACCGACCGCUGUGCCCCAGCAAGUGUGGCAUCCUGCUCUAAUGCCCCUGCAGCAGAAGCAACCGACCGCCGUGACCCAGCAAGUGUGGCAUCCUGCUCUAAUGCCCCUGCAGCAGAAGCAACCGACCGCCGUGCCCCAGCAAGUGUGGCAUCCUUCUCAAAUGCCCCUGCAAACAACCGCUGUGCCCCAGCAAGUGUGGCAUCCAAAUCAAAUGCUGCAAAAGCAACUGACCGCUGUGCCCCAGCAAGUGUGGCAUCCUGCUCAAAUGCCCCUGCAGCAGAAGCAACCGACUGCCAUGCCUCAGAAAGUGUGGCAUCCUGCUCAAAUGCCCCUGCAGCAGAAGCAACCGACCGCCGUGCCCCAGCUGGGGUGGCAUCCUGCUCAGUUUCCCCAGCAGAAGCAACUGGCCGCCAUGCCUCUACUGCAGAAGGAACCAACCACCAUAGCCCAGCAACCUCAGCAGGUGUGGCAUCCAGUUCAAAUGUCCAAGAAUCGAACAGCCACUGAACCUCAGCAGCAGAAGCAACCAUCCACCACGCCCCAGCAAGCUCGGCAUCCAGCUCAAUUUCCCCAGCAGAAGCAACUGGCCCCCAUAGCCCAGCAACCGCAGCAUGUAUGGCAUCCAGCUCAAAUGUCCAAGAAUCGAACAGCCACUGAACCUCAGCAGCAGAAGCAACCACCCACCAUGUCCGAGCAAUCGUGGCAUCCAGCUCAAAUGCCCCUGCAGCAGAAGCAACCGGCCACUGAACCUCAACAGAAGGAACAGACCGCCAUGCCCCAGCAAAUGUGGUAUCGAGCUAAAAUGCUCCAACAGGAGAAUCAUCUGGCCGCCAUUCUCCAGCAGCCUCCGCUCGUGUGGCAUCCAUCUCAAUUUCCCCAGCAGCAGAAGGAACUGGCAGUCGAGCAGCAGAAGGAACUGGCAGUCGAGCAGCAGAAGGAACUGGCAGUCGAGCAGCAGAAGGAACUGGCAGUCGAGCAGCAGAAGGAACUGGCAGUCGAGCAGCAGAAGGAACUUGUGGUCGAACCUCAGCAAGUGAGGUAUCCAGCUCAAAUGGCCCAGCAGCAGAAGCAACCGACCGCUGUGCCCCAGCAAGUGUGGCAUCCAAAUCAAAUGCUGCAAAAGCAACCGACUGCCAUGCCCCAGCAAGUGUGGAAUCCAUUUCACACACUGCAGAAGCAACCGACCGCCGUGCCCCAGCAAGUGUGGCAUCCUGCUCAAAUGCCCCUGCAGCAGAAGCAACCGACCGCCGUGCCCCAGCUGGGGUGGCAUCCUGCUCAGUUUCCCCAGCAGAAGCAACUGGCCGCUAUGCCUCUACUGCAGAAGGAACCAACCACCAUAGCCCAGCAACCUCAGAAGGUGUGGCAUCCAGCUCAAAUGUCUAAUAAUCGAACAGCUACUGAACCUCAGCAGCAGAAGCAACCACCCACCACGUCCGAGCAAGUGUGGCAUCCAGCUCAAAUGCCCCUGCAGCAGAAGCAACCGGCCACUGAACCUCAACAGAAGGAACUGACCGCCAUGCCCCAGCAAAUGUGGUAUCGAGCUAAAAUGCUCCAACAGGAGAAUCAUCUGGCCGCCAUUCUCCAGCAACCUCCGCUCGUGUGGCAUCCAUCUCAAUUUCCCCAGCAGAAGGAACUGGCAGUCGAGCAGCAGAAGGAACUCGCCGUCGAGCAGCAGAAGGAACUCUCCGUCGAACCUCAGCAAGUGAGGUAUCCAGCUCAAUUGGCCCAGCAGCAACCCAACCCCAUUCCUCAGCAAUUUUGGCAUGUAGCCCAAAUUUCCCAGCAGCAACUGACCCCAAAUUCCCAGCAGAAGCACUACGAAAGCACUGAAGAUGGUGCCUCUGGUAGUUCUCAAGCCAGCAUUGUUGAACAGUCGGGUGUCAUCCCAAUCUCUUCCUACAGUUCCAAAUCGCACUACAAGAAUGGCAGAACUGGAGUCUCCCAAAUCGGCUACACUCCUAGAGAGGCCAUGCCUGUUGACAGUGGAAAUGCUCCCAAGGACGGUUAUGUUAGCAUUGGCGCACCAAGCAUAUAUCCAACACUAGUGAAGGAUUCUGCAAGGAAAAUAUAAUGGAUUCAUCCUCUAGAAGCUCUAAUGACCAGGAAGUUGCUGGUGCUCUUGCUACUCUAGUGGGAUGGAAUCAAUAAACAAUUUUACUU
This is a messenger RNA of Oncorhynchus kisutch (coho salmon), 3653 nucleotides long. RefSeq names its product chromatin modification-related protein eaf-1-like. Bases 106 to 3564 code for a protein of 1152 amino acids. The transcript has 5 exons. The record is from RefSeq and is a predicted model, not a curated record. NCBI's taxonomy places the organism in Eukaryota, Metazoa, Chordata, Actinopteri, Salmoniformes, Salmonidae.